GUGGGAGAGGGGGAGUGAGCAAAUCAGGAAUUAUCACUUGGACUGAGCAAGAGAGGGAGACAGAGCUGUGCUCUAAAAAGGUAAAAGAGGGAAGAAAGGCAGAGAUCACGUUUUUUCUGGAGAGAAGUUCUCAGAUGGAGGACGGAUACUCACCUCGUCUCAGACAUUAAGAAUUUCAGGCUGAAGAGGACGAUGGACAUUAAGGAACAUCUUUCCUGUUACUAAUUUUUUGGACUACGACUGGAAUAGAGAAUCAAGGCAAGAAAAGUUUGUUUGAAUUUGUUCAAAUUGGAGCAUCUAUCUGUAAACGUUCCUUGGAAAAGUUCAGUAACAAAUCCUGCAACUUGGUCUAAGAAAACACCUUGUAAGUAAAAGACUAAAUUGAUGAGCCUUUGACCCUUCAAAGGCAGACAAAACUUCCCUGAUGGAAGAUUCCUUUGUAUUUAAUGGUACGUGAUAAAAUACAUUCUGUUUAUAAUGUGCAGUGCAUAAAUAGCUCAUGCAACUUUUAAUAUUUUCUGUGUGGCUUUAAACGUUCCAUUACUGCGCAACCGACAUGUCAUAACCAUCUGCACAAAAAAAAAAAGAAAUAGGACACAACUGGAUUAAAAAACAUUUGCAUAUAUCAGCAGUUCUUCUGGAUUUCAGCGGCUCUAGUUCUGGGGGGCCGAGUCUUGUUUCAUGCGUUUCCAUACCAGCAGAAUGACCUCUACACUUUUCUUAGUCUUGGUCUUUUUCUGGCUCGGCUUCUUGGAGGCUAACUGUCCUCCAGGGUGCCUGUGCCCCUCGGACAUAGUGGAGUGCGGUUCUCUGGGUAUGGACAGAUUUCCCCCUGUGCUGCCGCCCACUACUUCCAUCCUGGAUCUGAGCCAUAAUCGGCUCACAUGGUUGGCAGCCGGCAGUUUCCAUGGACUGUCCAGGCUGAGCUUUCUGCGUAUGUCCCAUAACCAAAUCUCUCUGCUCAGCCCGGCAGCCUUCCACAAUGCCAGCAACUUGCGCCAUGUGGACCUCUCGUCUAACCGCCUACAGGUAGUGGCGAGGCAUCACUUCCAAGACCUCCCUGGGCUGGAGGAACUUCUGCUCUACAACAACCGCAUCACCCGUGUAGAAAGCAAUGCCCUUAUGGGACUGAACAACCUCCGUAAAGUCUACUUAAGCCUCAACCAGAUCACAGACUUCCCCUUCUUCUCUAUUCGCAAACACAGCCAUCCCAAGCUGGAAACCCUGGACCUCUCGUCCAACCGCAUGUCCCGGCUACCACUGGACGAUGUUGUGCUGUUGCCUGUGGCUUUGCAACGAGGCUUGUUCAUCCAUAACAACAGCCUGGUGUGUGACUGUUCUACGUAUCGCAUGUUCUGGCACUGGGAUAAGGAAGGUUACAAAGCAAUCAGAGACUUUAAAGAUGACUAUACGUGCCGGAUGUACGGAGAACCUCUCACUGCCAUCCGUUUCCUUCGCAGCCCACGAUUCUUCGACAACUGCACUAUUGAAAAGAUGAUUUCUCUAAUCUCGCCCAAGGCCGAUAUGAUGGUACAUGAGGGGGAACAAGUCAGACUGGACUGCACUGGUACUCUCAGUAGUGUGGUCCUCUCUUAUUCAUGGGUCAUUCCUCACCAGGAAAACCUAACACUGUUGAUCCAGAAUGGCUCCCUGCGGUUGAACCAAGAUGGCAGCUUGGAGAUCAUAGCUGUCCAGUCAGGGGACUCAGGGAUCUACCAGUGUGUAGCUGUGGACACAGUCAGGAUGAUUAAUGAAUCCCGUGAGGUGAACCUGACAGUGGUUCCCCAACGCAUAACAGAUGAACCUUUCAGCACAGGUUACACCACCCUUCUGGGCUGUGCAAUCACUCUGGUGGUUAUACUCAUGUACCUAUAUCUAACUCCAUGUCGCUGUGGGUGCUGUAAACCCCCACCACCCUCACCAACCAUAUCUGGCCACGGAGACGACCGCUGUACUCUGGCAUCCAUCUUUGGAGCUCCGCCUAGUGAAGAGCUGAGACUGAAGGGCAAAUCCAACCCUGAAAGGCACGUGGUCUUCCUUGAGCCACUCAUGCAAGACAAGAACGGACACUUGACAUCGGCCAUUACACCUGGGCAGCCAACGCUGCUGUGGGACUCGCCGCAGAUGAGCAGAGUUAAAGGAUGUGAUGAAAUCAUGUAGCAUGUAUCAACGUAUUUGUUUCACAUCUGUUUGGCUGAAUUUUUGGCAAAGGGUUUGUGGAAUUUACAGAGAUAUGUACUGUGUGUGCUGGAAGCAAAUUAAGUAAUUUUUUUUAAGUAGAGUCCUUUUAUAUACAUAUUUCCCAAUGUUAUAGUAUAGUAUAAAUUUAAAUAAACAGAAAUGAGUGGCAGUGAACUGUCAAUACAAAA
Messenger RNA from Astyanax mexicanus (Mexican tetra), 2369 nucleotides. RefSeq names its product amphoterin-induced protein 3. Lineage: Eukaryota; Metazoa; Chordata; Actinopteri; Characiformes; Acestrorhamphidae. The transcript has a single exon. The record is from RefSeq and is a predicted model, not a curated record. Gene Ontology annotation, molecular function: protein binding. Gene Ontology annotation, biological process: brain development. Bases 682 to 2160 code for a protein of 492 amino acids.